AUGAUGACAUCCAACAUCGCAGAGUCGCUCAACGCUGCACUAAAAGCUGCAAGAAAUCUCCCUAUUGAUAUCUUGCUUGAAUGUCUUAGAAGUUUGGUUCAAAAGUGGUGGAUGGUCUUGCCUUUCAACAUAAUAGAAUAUCAAGUCCGUGAUGAAAAGGGGACCAAUUUCACAGUAAAUAUACACAAUAGAACAUGUACUUGUAAUAGGUUUCAAGAAGAUGAAAUGCCUUGUGGGCAUGCAGUAGCUGUAAUCGCAAAGAGAAACUUGGGAGUGUAUGAUUACUGUGCAAAGUUUUACAAAACAGAAACUUUGAAAGCAUUGUAUGAAGAAAAUGUUCAUCAUUUGCCCCAUAAAAAUGAAUGGAAUCUCCCACAACACUUAGACAUAGUGGUGCUCCCUCCAAAGGCAACAAUCCCUGCAGGAAGACCAAGAAAGAAAAGAAUAAGAUCAAAAGGGGAACCAAAAGUAAUAAUCACCUGUGGAAAAUGUGGCCAACCAAGACAUAACAGGAAGACUUGCAGGAAUCCACCAAUUGACAAGGAAAACAAGCAGAAAAAGCAAAAGGCAUAG
Molecule: messenger RNA, 573 nt
Organism: Humulus lupulus (European hop)
Lineage: Eukaryota; Viridiplantae; Streptophyta; Magnoliopsida; Rosales; Cannabaceae
Exons: 3
Coding region: 1-573 (190 amino acids)
Molecular function (GO): zinc ion binding
Source: RefSeq, a predicted model, not a curated record